UCUUCAUACAUUUGUAUAUAAAACGCAUCUUAUGGGGUGCUUGAAAUUACUAAGUGUUCAAAUACGUCUAGAACAAAGUAUUAAUUUAAUCAAUUAAAUUAUUUUGUUAUUACUUAGAGCAAUUAGGACAAACCAUCUAUUUCAGUACUCCCUAUGAUAAAAGUGAUUUACAAGACUUCCAAAGCGAACAUGUGAGACAUGUAACAAGAACCUUUACUGCUGAAUGUCGUGCAACAAAACCUGUAAUGUUAUUUCGACUAUAACACAAUAAGGUAAAAAUUUACUUUUAAGGAUGCCAGCAGGUGUAUCAUGGCCAAGAUAUCUAAGGAUGUUUGCAGCCAGUGUGUUGUCAAUGUUUGCUGGAGCACAGGCUGUGCAUCAGUAUUACCGUCCUGAUUUAACCAUUCCAGAGGUCCCGCCAAAGCCUGGAGAACUGCGAACUGAACUUCUUGGCUUAAAAGAAAGACAGACAGACUCAGCAUCUCAGAAACAAUGACCCGUUGAUUUGUUUUCUGUAACUAAUGUGUAUAGAUACACAUAUAGAUAUGAAAAAUUAUUAUUAUUUUUGUUUUGUUUUUUUGUUUUUAUUCUGUGAAUAAAGCUAUUUAUACAAACA
Onychostoma macrolepis is the source of this 616-nucleotide messenger RNA. RefSeq names its product ubiquinol-cytochrome-c reductase complex assembly factor 6. Gene Ontology annotation, cellular component: mitochondrion. The transcript has 3 exons. The record is from RefSeq and is a predicted model, not a curated record. Lineage: Eukaryota; Metazoa; Chordata; Actinopteri; Cypriniformes; Cyprinidae. The coding region runs from base 293 to 496 and encodes 67 amino acids. Gene Ontology annotation, biological process: mitochondrial respiratory chain complex III assembly.